AUGCAUUUUGUUUUAUGUUGCAUUCUGGAUUGGAGACCUCCGACGCGCGCACUUUUCAAGAGCUUCGAGCGUGGGGAUCGCACUAUUAGAUGGAAUCGUCUGGUGGAGGUCGCGGUGGUUUUCGUGGUUCGUUUGGAGCUAGAGGAAGGGGACGUGGACGAGGGCGUGGUCGUGGACGAGGUCGUGGUCGUGGAGUUGCAACAAAAGAAUGGAAGCCUGUUACCCAGUUGGGACGUCUGGUAUUCGACAGAAAAAUCACUACAUUAGAAGAAAUUUACAUGUUCAGUCUCCCAAUCAAGGAGUGUGAAAUUGUAGAUACCAUAUUGGGUUCAAGUUUAAAGGAUGAAGUCCUCAAAAUCAUGCCAGUUCAAAAGCAGACUUGUGCUGGUCAGAGAACCCGUUUUAAAGCAAUUGUUGCAAUGGGAGACCAUAACUGUCACGUUGGGCUAGGAGUUAAAUGUGCUAAGGAGGUCGCCACAGCUAUUAGAGGUGCUAUUAUUCAAGCAAAGCUGUCAAUAAUUCCUGUAAGGAAAGGGUACUGGGGUAAUCAGAUUGGAAAACCACACACUGUUCCAUGUAAAGUGACUGGAAAAUGUGGUUCUGUGUCAGUACGUUUGAUCCCAGCCCCUCGUGGGACAGGUAUUGUUGGUGCUCCAGUUCCCAAAAAACUCCUUCAAAUGGCUGGUAUCGAUGAUGUGUACACAAGUGCUCGGGGUCAGACCUCAACUUUGGGAAAUUUCGCUAAAGCAACGUACGCAGCCAUACGAGCUACCUAUGAAUACCUAACACCUGAUUUGUGGGACGUGGUUCCAAAAACAAAACACAUAUUUGUUGAAUAUGCUGGAUAUCUUAACAAAAUUGCUAAAGAAGUUUGAAUGAUAAUAUAUGUUGGUGGAUAUUAAUUUGUUCUGUUAAUGAAAUGUUUAUAAUUAUAAACAUGCCAUACAUUGCAUUUAACUAUAUUUGAUGAUAACAAUCGGAAAAGUGUGAUUUGGUUAACACAUCUGAAAUUAUUAAAACUCAGAAUAACACCAUUUUCUUUUAUUAUAGAAGCAGACAUUCAGUGCUGAAAAAUAGGUAUCCCGAGUUUUGUUAUUUAACCAACUAUCAACACCGUUUUAAUGGCAUAGCUUUUUCCCGUGUUUUUGUCAGUAGCAAAAUAUACUGCACCAUAUGUACCAGAACCAUGUUAUUGUCCUUCCAUAUACUUAUCUAACAUAUUGAAGUGAUUAUUUUAGAAAUACUAUAAUGUACCUGUCUCAGCGUAAACCCAUAUUUUAUUUGAUUCCCAGACGAGUUUAUGUCCUUCAACGUCCAAGACUUUACGAAGACAUUGUACUUGUAUAACUACUUAUUUUUAAAUGGGAAAAAGGAAAUCCUUUUUGUUCUGAUGUGAAGGUCCUCAAGAGUGGCGAUCAAAAUUUUUCAUCAUUCCCUUUACUAGUGAGUUCUUCAAAAGGAUAGUAGAAUCUUCCUCUGGUUUAAGUUUUUGACUGUGUUGUGCAUUACCUGUUCAUUGUCUGUUUGAAUUAUUUCUUUCUGAC
Schistosoma bovis is the source of this 1544-nucleotide messenger RNA. Lineage: Eukaryota; Metazoa; Platyhelminthes; Trematoda; Strigeidida; Schistosomatidae. The record is from the annotation of a GenBank genome assembly.